AUUAUUUUAGAGCACAAACAACGUUGGGAAAAACUUUUUUUCUAAUUCAAAAGAUACUUCUAUAUCUUUCAGUAUUGUGGACAAAUUCCUUCAAAAUGAUGGACCCAGACAUGGAAUCUAAAGAAGAUAAGAGGAAAAUGCCUAAGAUUGCGAAGGUGAAGAACAAAAUGCCGGCGCCAGUGCAGAUCACAGCAGAACAGCUGUUGAGAGAAGCUAAAGAGAGGGAGCUAGAGCUUGUCCCACCGCCUCCGAAGCAGAAGAUAUCAGAUCCAGAUGAGCUUCAGGCAUAUCGCCUCCGACAGCGGAAGAUGUUUGAGGACAACAUCAGGAAGAAUCGUGGUAUGAUGACUAACUGGAUCAAAUACGCUGCCUGGGAGGAAAGUCAGAAAGAAAUACAAAGGGCAAGGUCUGUUCAUGAAAGAGCGUUAGAUGUGGACCACAGAAAUAUAACAGUAUGGCUGAAGUAUGCUGAGAUGGAAAUGAGGUGUCGUCAAAUAAACCAUGCAAGAAAUAUAUGGGACAGAGCAGUGACAGUUCUGCCAAGAGCAAACCAGUUCUGGUACAAAUACACCUACAUGGAGGAAAUGUUAGGAAAUAUUGCAGGUUGCCGUCAGGUGUUUGAGAGAUGGAUGGAGUGGGAGCCGGAAGAGCAGGCCUGGCACUCGUAUAUCAACUUCGAACUACGAUACAAGGAACUUGACAGGGCUAGAAUGAUCUAUGAAAGAUUUGUGAUAGUACAUCCUGAGGUGAAAAACUGGAUUAAAUAUGCCAAGUUUGAGGAGAAGAACAGCUACAUUAACAGUGCAAGAUCUAUCUAUGAGAGGGCUGUGGAGUAUUUUGGUGAGGAUAACAUGGACGAGAAACUUAUUAUAGCAUUUGCAAAGUUUGAAGAGGGACAAAAGGAGCAUGAACGUGCCAGAGUUAUAUACAAGUAUGCUUUGGACCACCUACCAAAGGAAAAAUGCCAAGAGAUCUAUAAAAAUUACACAAUACAUGAGAAAAAAUUUGGAUCUCGGGCCGCCAUUGAAGAUGUAAUUGUUAGCAAGAGAAGAUUCCAGUAUGAAGAGGAAGUGAAAACGAACCCACUGAACUAUGAUGCCUGGUUUGAUUACCUGAGAUUGCUUGAAGCAGAUGGCAAUGUAGAACAGAUCAGAGAUACUUAUGAACGUGCCAUAGCUAAUAUACCACCAUCUCAGGACAAAAGAUUUUGGAGAAGAUAUAUCUAUUUAUGGAUCAACUAUGCCCUGUAUGAGGAGUUGGAGACAGAAGAUGAGGAAAAGACGCGGCAGGUCUACAAGGCUUGCCUCGAUAUCAUUCCACAUAAAAAAUUUACAUUUGCCAAAAUAUGGCUGCUCUUUGCUCAGUUUGAAUUACGACAUAAGAAUCUACAAAAUGCUAGAAAAGUAAUGGGAGUUGCAAUAGGGAAAUGUCCAAAGAACAAACUGUUUCGUGGAUAUAUUGACAUGGAGUUACAGCUGAGAGAGUUUGAAAGAUGCCGAGUGUUGUAUGAAAAAUUCUUGGAGUUUGGAUCAGAAAAUUGCACAACAUGGAUGAAGUAUGCAGAGUUGGAGACUAUUCUUGGAGAUGUUGACAGAUCUCGAGCCGUAUUUGAGCUGGCGAUAUCACAGACCAAGCUCGAUAUGCCAGAAGUAUUAUGGAAGGCCUAUAUUGACUUUGAAAUAGAACAGGAAGAGUACAAUAACACCAGAAAUCUCUACAGACGUCUGCUGCAGAGGACUAAACAUGUCAAGGUAUGGAUAAGCUUUGCCCAGUUUGAGAAGUCAACAGGUGAUCCAGAGGCAUUAAAGAAAACACGUGCUAUCUACCAGGAAGCAGUCUCAUCUCUCAAGAGUUCAGAAGAGAAAGAAGAAAGACUAAUGAUUCUUGAAUCCUGGCAGGCAUUUGAGGCUGAAUGUGGAGAUGAGGAAUCACAGAAGAAAGUGGAAAAGUUGUUACCACAGAAGGUGAAGAAACGAAGGAAGAUACAGACAGAUGAUGGGACAGAUGCGGGCUGGGAGGAGUACUAUGAUUACAUAUUUCCUGAUGAAACUACUGCUCAACCUAACCUCAAGCUGCUGGCUAUGGCCAAGAAAUGGAAACAGACACAAGAACAAACAGCUGAUGAUGAAAAUGACAGCCAGGAUGUCAUGGAAACUGGAUCAGAUUGAAGACAAUGCAACAACCAUGUUGCCAUGGAAACUGACACCCAACUGAAAACAAUGUGACAAGUAUGUUGCCAUGGACACUGGCUCCGACUGAAAAUGGUAUAACAAACCAUGUUGUCAUGCUGACUGACUUUGGUUAAAAGCAGUGCGAAAGCCAUGUUGCUAUGGAAACUGAGUCAGACUGAACCAAAAAUUAUAGCACUAAAAGUGUGAAAAAAAUGAAGUGAUUUUAUCACGGGAGCAGUCUUUGACUGUACAAGUGGUAUUAAAUUCCCAGUGAUCUCUUACCAUUCAUCACAAAUUUGUACAUAAUGCCGAUAGUCAGACAGUUGUAUUUGGUUGGUUAUAGCAGAAUAGGCAGGUGGAGUUUGUAAACGUUUAAUGUCUGUGAUCAUGGUAAAACAAAAGGAUGCUAUUGCAAAUUGUUACAGUCACAUAGAGACUUCAUUGAUCUUACUGAAUCUUCAAGCUGGUACUUGUGGCAACAGUAAACUCAAAACUGUCUUCAUUGUUGGUCAUACUAAAUUGUGCAAAUGUUACCAAGUCUUAAAAAUUCCAUAUCAUAAGUUACAUCAUGGGGUCAUCUGUAUGAUAAUCAUUUUACCAGAUGUCUUUCAGAUCUGUGCAGGAAAGGGUUUCAUCCAUCAUUUAGCUGGGGAAUUGUCACUCAAUAGUUGUAUCGUUUUUGUUUGUAAACAAAGUUUAUGUAUGUGUUACUGUUUGUAUCAGGAAGUUAGAUGAGUAAAAUGUGUUAGAGAAAUGGAUAAAACUCUUGUUGCCUGUUGAAUGGAAUUAAAAAAGAUUGACAAAAUCUCAGAUGAAUGUUCCAACUCCAGAACAUUUUUGUAUCUGAUUGGAACAGAGUGUAGAAUGAAUUAAUUCUUGCUAUGCCAGUCCCUAUAUAACAAUAAGUGAAGUCUCAAAAACGUUUGAUAAAUUAUCCAGUCAAAAAUCUGAAAUUGAAACUCUAAUUACCUUACCAUGUCCAUAGUAAAAAUGAAUUACACUUUAAAAGAAAAGAGAAAUAUGACAUUUUAUAGCAAUUUUCAUAUUUUCUUUACAUGGCAGAAGUAGCAAAAUAAUGAAAAUUUCACUCUUCUGUGGUCAAAGUAAGAAUCAAUCAUUCCACUUUAUUAUAGGAUAUCACCAAAAAUAUGUUUUAAAAAAACAACAUUGAUUCCUUUAUAAUUAAAAAGAUCUUAGUUUUUAACCAAUAUUCUGCCUGGGUAUCUUAAUAUGGAUAAUUCAAGUCAGAAGUAUAAAGUAAACAGGGUUAAGAAAUGGGGACAUGGAUGCAAACUUGUUGUUGAGUUUAUGCCUGAAGCAACAGUUUAUUGAUUUAAUUUACUUGUCAUUUUCACUUCAUAUGACCCAUUGUAAAAACUUAAAAGAUUAAGUGCUACUGAAUAUGUAUUAUGUUCAUUUUUAUUAUGUUACAUGUCAAAUUAAUAAAAUUAUUUUUAUGUGCAAAAA
Mercenaria mercenaria is the source of this 3638-nucleotide messenger RNA. Its product is annotated as crooked neck-like protein 1. Gene Ontology annotation, biological process: mRNA splicing, via spliceosome; spliceosomal complex assembly. Gene Ontology annotation, molecular function: protein binding. Gene Ontology annotation, cellular component: precatalytic spliceosome; Prp19 complex; U2-type catalytic step 2 spliceosome. Bases 96 to 2168 code for a protein of 690 amino acids. NCBI's taxonomy places the organism in Eukaryota, Metazoa, Mollusca, Bivalvia, Venerida, Veneridae. The transcript has 16 exons. The record is from RefSeq and is a predicted model, not a curated record.